CAUGCGUAUGUUCUCUUUGCACUGCAAGGUCGACGGGAAAAGAAGUCGAGAGUGAAGGAAUAACAAAUUAAUUUAUCAAAUAUGUUUUCCCGAUUUGUGAGACCGCAGACUGCCUAUGCCCUUCAUAACAGUUCCAAGAACUUCGGCACAAGUACUCAGAGGAACGCAAAGGUCGCUGUAUGUGGGGCUAGUGGUGGCAUUGGACAACCCUUGGCCUUGUUGCUAAAAGGAUCACCGCAUGUGACAGAAUUAUCACUCUAUGAUAUUGUACAUACUCCCGGCGUGGCCGCUGACCUUAGUCACAUUGAAACAGCCGCCAAAGUUAAGGGCUUCAACGGACCAGAGCAGUUGAAGGAUGCGCUGAAGGGAGCAGAAAUUGUUAUUAUUCCUGCUGGAGUGCCCAGGAAACCUGGGAUGACCCGUGAUGACCUCUUCAAUACUAAUGCUUCCAUUGUGCGUGACCUUGCCCAAGCCUGUUCUGAGGUCUGCCCAAAGGCUCUAAUAGGAAUUAUUUCAAACCCAGUAAACAGUACAGUGCCAAUUGCUUCUGAGGUUUUCCAGAAAGCUGGCGUUUAUGAUCCAAACAGGAUCUUUGGAGUUUCCACCUUAGAUGUUGUUAGGGCAAACACCUUCAUAGCAGAAGCCAAGAACUUGGAUCCAACAAAAGUAAAUGUUCCUGUGGUUGGUGGACACUCUGGAGUUACCAUCAUUCCACUGAUUUCCCAGGCAAAGCCAAAUGUUGACUUUAGCAAGGACAAACUGAAAGCUCUUACAGAAAGGAUACAGGAAGCCGGUACUGAGGUUGUCAAAGCUAAGGCAGGUGCAGGCUCAGCUACACUGUCCAUGGCAUUUGCUGGUGCUCGCUUUACAUUUGCCUUGUGCCGGGCUUUGAAGGGAGAACCUAACGUCAUUGAGUGUGCAUACGUCCGCUCUAAUAUUACAGAGGCUAAGUAUUUCUCCACUCCUCUGCUCCUUGGGCCCAAUGGAAUCCAGAAGAAUUUGGGUCUUGGAAAACUCUCUGAUUUUGAAAAUGAACUGUUGGUAGCUGCUAUCCCAGAAUUGAAGAAAAAUAUUCAGAAAGGAGAAGAUUUUGUCAACAAGAAGUGAAAGCAGGAGAUUACUGCUGUUGAGCAAACCUCAGGAAAGGGUGAUUGCAUCAAAGGACCUGCUGUGUGGGAUUGGUCAUGUAGAUAUACUGUAUACUGAAGCUUUGUCAUAGCUUGAAAUUGUGAAACAAUUACAGAUUUGUAUAUUAUUGUACAAAACACAGAAACUUGUGUAGUGGACUAAUGAUGUAAGAAAGAAGCCUUUAACACCUAUUAUAAUGCUUUAUUUUCUUGAAACCAUUUUAUUGUGUGUUUGAAUUUGCUUUUCCAAGCUGUGUACAUGUAAAAAGAUGUACAGUGGCAUAAAUAAUUUACUCUGAAACUGGA
Cryptotermes secundus is the source of this 1433-nucleotide messenger RNA. RefSeq names its product malate dehydrogenase, mitochondrial (gene Mdh2). Lineage: Eukaryota; Metazoa; Arthropoda; Insecta; Blattodea; Kalotermitidae. The transcript is spliced from 7 exons. The record is from RefSeq and is a predicted model, not a curated record. Gene Ontology annotation, biological process: carboxylic acid metabolic process; tricarboxylic acid cycle. The coding region runs from base 82 to 1107 and encodes 341 amino acids. Gene Ontology annotation, cellular component: mitochondrion; cytoplasm. Gene Ontology annotation, molecular function: L-malate dehydrogenase (NAD+) activity.